Solanum dulcamara is the source of this 964-nucleotide messenger RNA. Its product is annotated as GTP-binding protein SAR2. Gene Ontology annotation, biological process: membrane organization; vesicle organization; intracellular protein transport. Gene Ontology annotation, cellular component: COPII vesicle coat; endoplasmic reticulum exit site. Gene Ontology annotation, molecular function: GTPase activity; GTP binding. The record is from RefSeq and is a predicted model, not a curated record. Lineage: Eukaryota; Viridiplantae; Streptophyta; Magnoliopsida; Solanales; Solanaceae. The transcript has 3 exons. Bases 127 to 708 code for a protein of 193 amino acids.
UCAUUCCACCACCGAAACCCAAAGAGAACUUGAAAAUUUGAACGCCUCUGUUCUGUCAAUCUUUUUUUCCCGGUGAUUUUCCAGCGCUGUUCGUCCGUUGUCUUGAUCAAUUAUAAAGAAGAAAUCAUGUUUCUAGUUGAUUGGUUCUAUGGGGUGUUAGCAUCACUAGGAUUGUGGCAGAAGGAUGCAAAGAUCUUGUUUUUAGGGCUUGAUAAUGCUGGCAAAACCACCUUGCUUCAUAUGUUGAAAGAUGAGAGAUUGGUGCAGCAUCAACCUACACAGUACCCCACGUCAGAGGAGUUGAGCAUAGGGAAUAUUAAGUUCAAGGCUUUUGAUUUAGGAGGACACCAGAUUGCUAGAAGAGUCUGGAGAGACUACUAUGCCAAGGUGGACGCUGUUGUUUAUCUUGUGGAUGCAAAUGAUAGAGAGAGGUUUCCAGAGGCGAAGAAGGAAUUGGAUGGGCUUUUGUCAGAUGAGUCGUUGACAAAUGUCCCAUUUCUCAUUUUGGGAAACAAGAUUGAUAUACCAUAUGCUGCUUCAGAAGAUGAGCUGCGUUAUCACUUGGGCCUAACUGGUGUGACCACUGGCAAGGGUAACGUCAACCUCGCUGGUACCAAUGUCCGUCCAAUCGAGGUGUUUAUGUGCAGCAUUGUGCGCAAGAUGGGAUAUGGUGAGGGCUUCAAGUGGAUGUCACAAUACAUCAAGUAGGAGAGUUAAACACCACAAACUUGUUGGCCAAGUUCCUCUUUGUGAUCCCAAUCAGUAGAUGUGUGAGGGGGCCAAGAACAGAGAGAACUUCUCCGAAUCAGGAAGGUAGCAUGUCGGGUUACAUUGUAUUGGAUAAAAGCUACAGCUUUGCACUAGCCUCUUUCUAGUUUUAUUUUUACUAUUCCCGAUAGAAACUUUGUACAGGGAAAGCACAAUAAUGAAAAAAGGGCAGUCCUUGUUCUUUAUCCUUGCAAUA